AGUUCCAUUCCGGUUAAGCGGUUCCCUCUCCAGGGGUUUCUCGCCUCGCCGCUGCCUCUCCGCCCCUGCGAGCAGGGCUCAGCGAACAGCCGACUCCGGCGCCAUUACCAUUGUUCUUCGAGGCUGGGCCGCAGGGGAGGACUCUCGCAAGCCAGACCUCGCCUUUGGUCUCUCCCUCCGCCCCGCACCCGCGCCGCUGUAAGUCGGCAAAGUCCCUCUCGCCGAUCUUUGCCGAGGAAGCGAGUUAGCCCCUGAGCGCUCCCGAACGGCGGCCGAGGACGCACCCGAGCAUCUCCGAAUAAUCCCGACCCCUAGCAGUCUCCGGAAAGAGCCGAAGAGGCUUCCCACCCUCGGCUUCCCGAGCCAUUCCGAAAAAGCCCGAAGUUUUCCGAGCAGCCGUCCUGCCGGACUGCUGGAGGCGGCCACAGCGCCAUGUUGGAUGCUCUGCUCGUUGAGUGAAGAAAAUCCACCGGCAUCGCCUGAGCCCCGCUACCGAGAAGGGCGCCGCUUCCUCCGGGGAGGGGGAUAAAGAUCCCCCGCCGCCGGCCCAUGAGGAUAUUGCCGUGAAAGGCACAGCGACUGCAGCAGGAACCGGACCCGGCACCGGAGCGGCGGCGGCGGCGGCAGCAGCGGUACCGCCUCCUCACCCGGCGGCGGCGGCGGCGGCGGCGGCGGCAGCGGCGGCGGCGGCAGCGGCGGCGGCGGCGGCGGCGGCCCCCCCUCCUCACCCGAACAUCAGGGCCCUCCAGACCCAGGCGCCCCAACAAAUUCCUAGAGGACCUGUGCAACAGCCUCUUGAGGAUCGAAUCUUCACUCCCGCUGUCUCAGCAGUCUACAGCACGGUAACACAAGUAGCAAGACAGCCGGGAACCCCUACCCCAUCCCCUUAUUCAGCACAUGAAAUAAACAAGGGGCAUCCAAAUCUUGCGGCAACGCCCCCGGGACAUGCAUCGUCCCCUGGACUCUCUCAAACCCCUUAUCCCUCUGGACAGAAUGCAGGUCCAACCACGCUGGUAUACCCUCAAGCCCCUCAGACAAUGAAUUCACAACCUCAAACCCGUUCUCCGUACCGUCAUAGUGGCCCUCCUUAUGUUGGGCCCCCACAACAAUAUCCAGUUCAACCACCGGGGCCAGGUCCUUUUUAUCCUGGACCAGGACCUGGGGACUUCCCCAAUGCUUAUGGAACACCUUUUUACCCAAGUCAGCCGGUGUAUCAGUCAGCACCUAUCAUAGUGCCUACGCAGCAACAGCCGCCCCCAGCCAAGAGAGAGAAAAAAACUAUAAGAAUUCGGGAUCCAAACCAGGGAGGUAAAGACAUAACAGAGGAGAUUAUGUCUGGAGGUGGCAGCAGAAAUCCUACUCCACCCAUAGGAAGACCCACGUCCACACCUACUCCUCCCCAGCAGCUGCCCAGCCAGGUCCCCGAGCACAGCCCUGUGGUUUAUGGGACUGUGGAGAGCGCUCAUCUUGCUGCCAGCACCCCUGUCACUGCAGCUAGCGACCAGAAGCAAGAGGAGAAGCCAAAACCAGAUCCAGUGUUAAAGUCUCCUUCCCCAGUCCUUAGGCUAGUCCUCAGUGGAGAGAAGAAAGAACAAGAAGGCCAGGCGUCUGAAACUACUGCAAUAGUAUCCAUAGCAGAGCUUCCUCUGCCUCCAUCACCUACCACUGUUUCUUCUAUUGCUCGAAGUACAAUUGCAGCCCCCACCUCUUCUGCUCUUAGUAGCCAACCAAUAUUCACCACUGCUAUAGAUGACAGAUGUGAACUCUCAUCCUCAAGAGAAGACACAAUUCCUAUACCCAGCCUCACAUCUUGCACAGAAACAUCAGACCCUUUACCAACAAAUGAAAAUGAUGAUGAUAUAUGCAAGAAACCUUGUAGUGUAGCACCUAAUGAUAUUCCACUGAUUUCUAGUACUAACCUAAUUAAUGAAAUAAAUGGAGUUAGCGAAAAAUUAUCAGCCACAGAGAGCAUUGUGGAAAUAGUAAAACAGGAAGUAUUGCCAUUGACUCUUGAAUUGGAGAUUCUCGAAAAUCCCCCAGAAGAAAUGAAACUGGAGUGUAUCCCAGCUCCCAUCAUCCCUUCCACAGUUCCUUCCUUUCCUCCAACUCCUCCAACUCCUCCAGCUUCUCCUCCUCCCACUCCAGUCAUUGUUCCUGCUGCCGCCACUACUGUUAGUUCUCCGAGUGCUGCCAUCACAGUCCAGAGAGUCCUAGAGGAGGACGAGAGCGUAAGAACUUGCCUUAGUGAAGAUGCAAAAGAGAUUCAAAACAAAAUAGAGGUAGAAGCAGAUGGGCAAACAGAAGAGAUUUUGGAUUCUCAAAACUUAAAUUCAAGGAGCCCUGUCCCAGCUCAAAUAGCUAUAACUGUACCAAAGACAUGGAAGAAACCAAAAGAUCGGACCCGAACCACUGAAGAGAUGUUAGAGGCAGAAUUGGAGCCUAAAGCCGAAGAGGAGCUUUCAGUUGACAAAGUACUUGAAUCUGAACAAGAUAAAAUGAGCCAGGGGUUUCAUCCUGAAAGAGACCCCUCUGACUUAAAAAAAGUAAAAGCUGUGGAAGAAAAUGGAGAAGAAGCUGAGCCAGUACGUAAUGGUGCUGAGAGUGUUUCUGAGGGUGAAGGAAUAGAUGCUAAUUCAGGCUCCACUGAUAGUUCUGGUGAUGGGGUUACAUUUCCAUUUAAACCAGAAUCCUGGAAGCCUACUGAUACUGAAGGUAAGAAGCAGUAUGACAGGGAGUUUCUGCUGGACUUCCAGUUCAUGCCUGCCUGUAUACAAAAACCAGAGGGCCUGCCUCCUAUCAGUGAUGUGGUUCUUGACAAGAUCAACCAACCCAAAUUGCCAAUGCGAACUCUGGAUCCUCGAAUUUUGCCUCGAGGACCAGACUUUACACCAGCCUUUGCUGAUUUUGGAAGGCAGUCACCUGGUGGAAGAGGCGUACCUUUGUUGAAUGUUGGAUCACGAAGAUCUCAACCUGGCCAAAGAAGAGAACCCAGAAAGAUCAUCACAGUUUCUGUAAAAGAAGAUGUACACCUGAAAAAGGCAGAAAAUGCCUGGAAGCCGAGCCAAAAACGAGACAGCCAAGCCGAUGAUCCCGAAAACAUUAAAACCCAGGAGCUUUUUAGAAAAGUUCGAAGUAUCUUAAAUAAAUUGACACCACAGAUGUUCAAUCAGCUGAUGAAGCAAGUGUCAGGACUUACUGUUGAUACAGAGGAGCGGCUGAAAGGAGUUAUUGACCUGGUCUUUGAGAAGGCUAUUGAUGAACCCAGUUUCUCUGUGGCUUACGCAAACAUGUGUCGAUGUCUAGUAACGCUGAAAGUACCCAUGGCAGACAAGCCUGGUAACACAGUGAAUUUCCGGAAGCUGCUACUGAACCGUUGCCAGAAGGAGUUUGAAAAAGAUAAAGCAGAUGAUGAUGUCUUUGAGAAGAAGCAGAAAGAACUUGAGGCUGCCAGUGCUCCAGAGGAGAGGACGAGGCUUCAUGAUGAACUGGAAGAAGCCAAGGACAAAGCCCGGCGGAGAUCCAUUGGCAACAUCAAGUUUAUUGGAGAACUCUUUAAACUCAAAAUGCUUACUGAAGCCAUCAUGCACGACUGUGUGGUGAAGCUGCUAAAGAACCAUGAUGAAGAAUCCCUGGAGUGCCUGUGUCGCCUGCUCACCACCAUUGGCAAAGACUUGGACUUUGAAAAAGCAAAGCCACGUAUGGACCAGUACUUUAAUCAGAUGGAGAAAAUUGUGAAAGAAAGAAAAACCUCAUCUAGGAUUCGGUUCAUGCUUCAAGAUGUUAUAGACCUAAGGCUGUGCAAUUGGGUAUCUCGAAGAGCAGAUCAAGGGCCUAAAACUAUCGAACAGAUUCACAAAGAGGCUAAAAUAGAAGAACAAGAAGAGCAAAGGAAGGUCCAGCAACUCAUGACCAAAGAGAAGAGAAGACCAGGUGUCCAGAGAGUGGACGAAGGUGGGUGGAACACUGUACAAGGGGCCAAGAACAGUCGGGUACUGGACCCCUCAAAAUUCCUAAAAAUCACUAAGCCUACAAUUGAUGAAAAAAUUCAGCUGGUACCUAAGGCACAGCUAGGCAGCUGGGGAAAAGGCAGCAGUGGUGGAGCAAAGGCAAGUGAGACUGAUGCCUUACGGUCAAGUGCUUCCAGUUUAAACAGAUUCUCUGCCCUGCAACCUCCAGCACCCUCAGGGUCUACGCCAUCCACGCCUGUAGAGUUUGAUUCCCGAAGGACCUUAACUAGUCGUGGAAGUAUGGGCAGGGAGAAGAAUGACAAGCCCCUUCCAUCUGCAACAGCUCGGCCAAAUACUUUCAUGAGGGGUGGCAGCAGUAAAGACCUGCUAGACAAUCAGUCUCAAGAAGAGCAGCGGAGAGAGAUGCUGGAGACCGUGAAGCAGCUCACAGGAGGUGUGGAUGUGGAGAGGAACAGCACUGAGGCCGAGCGAAAUAAAACAAGGGAGUCAGCAAAACCAGAAAUUUCGGCAAUGUCAGCUCAUGACAAGGCUGCAUUAUCAGAAGAGGAACUGGAGAGGAAGUCCAAAUCUAUCAUUGAUGAAUUUCUACACAUUAAUGAUUUUAAGGAAGCCAUGCAGUGUGUGGAAGAGCUGAAUGCCCAGGGCCUACUACAUGUUUUUGUGAGAGUGGGAGUGGAGUCCACCCUGGAAAGGAGUCAGAUCACCAGGGAUCACAUGGGCCAACUACUCUAUCAGCUGGUACAGUCAGAAAAACUCAGCAAACAGGACUUUUUCAAAGGUUUUUCAGAAACUUUGGAAUUGGCAGAUGACAUGGCCAUUGAUAUUCCCCAUAUUUGGUUGUACCUUGCUGAACUGGUGACCCCCAUGUUAAAAGAAGGUGGAAUCUCCAUGAGAGAACUUACCAUAGAAUUUAGCAAACCUUUACUUCCUGUUGGAAGAGCUGGGGUCUUGCUUUCUGAAAUAUUGCACCUACUAUGCAAACAAAUGAGCCAUAAGAAAGUGGGAGCCUUAUGGAGGGAGGCUGACCUCAGCUGGAAGGACUUUUUACCAGAAGGGGAAGAUGUACAUAAUUUUCUUUUGGAGCAGAAGUUGGACUUCAUAGAGUCUGACAGUCCCUGUUCCUCUGAAGCACUUUCAAAGAAAGAACUGUCUGCCGAAGAGCUAUAUAAGCGACUGGAGAAACUCAUUAUUGAGGACAAAGCGAAUGAUGAACAGAUCUUUGACUGGGUAGAGGCUAAUCUAGACGAAAUCCAGAUGAGUUCACCUACAUUCCUUAGAGCUUUAAUGACUGCUGUUUGUAAAGCAGCUAUUAUAGCCGACUCUUCUACCUUCAGAGUGGACACUGCUGUUAUCAAGCAGAGAGUGCCGAUCUUACUCAAGUACCUAGACUCAGAUACAGAGAAGGAACUGCAAGCACUUUAUGCACUACAAGCAUCGAUAGUAAAACUUGAUCAACCUGCCAAUCUGCUGCGGAUGUUUUUUGAUUGUCUAUAUGAUGAGGAAGUGAUCUCCGAGGAUGCCUUCUACAAAUGGGAGAGCAGCAAGGACCCUGCAGAGCAGAAUGGGAAGGGCGUGGCCCUGAAAUCUGUCACGGCAUUCUUCACGUGGCUGCGGGAAGCAGAAGAGGAGUCUGAGGAUAACUAAAACUUCAAAUACACAAAACGAAACAAAAGAAACAAUUUAAGUAUUUUUUUAAAAAGUUUCACGUCUUCGCCAAUCACAGUGCAGCAAGGCCAAUUCUCGCAGAAACCCCCACGUGUGCACGAGUGGGAGAGGGGAAAGAGAAAAAAAGGUGAUCAUGGAGGAAAAAGGUACUGGAAAAAAGUAAACUUCAAACCUUAGGGCGGGAGCACUAAAACCAAAAUACAUGUAUUAUUUAUAGAAAAUAUUUUCUGUUUUAAUCUUUUCUUUUUAAACAAGGACUCAUACUUUAAAAAAUGUUUAGUAAAAAAAAAAGUUGAGAACUUUUAAUUUAUUUUAAGGACUGCAAAUGCCAGUGUAAUUUUUUAAUUUGCAGUUUCUGUAAACAACUUGUAUAAUAGAAAAGCAGAGAAAUAAAUUUCCCUCCCCUUCAAGAUGCACCUCAUGUUUGUUUUAAGGUAUGGCAUUUAGUCCAGAUUUGAGAAAGUUUGGGGUGAACAAGGUAAGAAAGAUUGUUUUUUUUUUUGGCAUCAAAUCUUUCUGCCUGCCUCUCAGCUUGCUUCAGAAAAUUUAAAAAAUCACAAUAGUAAUCAAAACAUACAUAACAUUGAAACAGAAGGAAAUGCUGUGGACCACAGAACUCCAAGAAUUGUUUAAAAAAAAAAAAAGUGCUACCCUGGGAAAAGUACUCUUAAUACUCUUGAAAUCUUUAGAGCAACUUUAAGGCUUGUAAAUACAUAGAACAAAUAUUUAAAAAAACAAAAAGAAAUUGACUCAAUACUAUUUCUUUUCACUUUGAAAAUAUAAAGAACAAAAUAAAGACAAACAUUGCAAGUUUAAAAGAAA
This is a messenger RNA of Symphalangus syndactylus (siamang), 6455 nucleotides long. RefSeq names its product eukaryotic translation initiation factor 4 gamma 3 (gene EIF4G3). NCBI's taxonomy places the organism in Eukaryota, Metazoa, Chordata, Mammalia, Primates, Hylobatidae. Gene Ontology annotation, molecular function: protein binding; translation initiation factor activity; mRNA binding. Gene Ontology annotation, cellular component: eukaryotic translation initiation factor 4F complex. The record is from RefSeq and is a predicted model, not a curated record.